AUGAGUCAGCCAGUAAGAGUUUUAAAAAAAACUUUACGCAAAGAAAUGAGUAAUAUUCUCAACCAAAUUCCUCCAGAGAAAAUUGAGGAAGAAAGCAAUAUUGUAACAGAAAAAGUAAUUUCUUCACAACAAUAUCAAUCAAGCACAUACAUAAGUGUGUACCUUAGUAUGCCAAAAGCCGAAAUAUCAACAAAAUCUAUAGUUUAUGAUAUAUUUAAUCAAGGAAAAAUAUGUUAUGUUCCACGUUGGGAUGGAGAAAGUAUGGAAAUGGUCAAACUUGAGUCUUUGGACGAUUAUUCAUCACUCAAACUAAAUAAAUGGGGUAUCCAAGAACCAGAUCAUGAUCAAAUUCGAGAUACUGCAACUCAAUUGGACUUGAUUAUAAUGCCUGGGCUGGCAUUUGAUCUCAAUAGAAAUAGACUUGGUCACGGCAAAGGUUAUUAUGAUGGAUAUUUGACGAAAUGUCGACAAUGGGCUAAACCACCACUAACUAUGGCUCUAGCCUUAGACAGCCAAAUAUUAAAAGAUAAAGAUGUUCCAGUGACUAAUCAUGACCAAAAACCUGAUUUCAUCAUAUCACCAUACCAUGAUAUUGGUAUUUAA
Molecule: messenger RNA, 603 nt
Organism: Cetraspora pellucida
Lineage: Eukaryota; Fungi; Glomeromycota; Glomeromycetes; Diversisporales; Gigasporaceae
Source: the annotation of a GenBank genome assembly